Dicentrarchus labrax (European seabass) is the source of this 1244-nucleotide messenger RNA. It is a transcript of the gene fam174c, whose product is annotated as family with sequence similarity 174 member C. NCBI's taxonomy places the organism in Eukaryota, Metazoa, Chordata, Actinopteri, Moronidae. The record is from RefSeq and is a predicted model, not a curated record. Bases 155 to 565 code for a protein of 136 amino acids. The transcript has 3 exons. Gene Ontology annotation, cellular component: extracellular region.
CUCAGUGACGUCAGCAGUAGGUGUCCGUGAACUUCCUGGUUCUGGUUUACUUUCUAUCAACAACGCGACGUGGAUCUGGAAGAACCCGGUCCGGGUAGCAGCUCCCGCUCCGCCGCCAUUGUUUCUCUUCCUGUCUUUAUUCGUGGAUGUUAAAAUGACUUUUUACCGAGUUCUGUCGGCGGUUCUGGUUCCCAUCUGUUGGCUGUUCGUGUCCGCGGCGGACAAAGUGAACAACUCCGCCAACCCCGCCGCCGGGAGCACCGCAGCACCCAGAGCCACAACGGUGAGCAACUCUACCGGGGGGAACUCCACACACAGCGGCGGGAAGAGCCUGUUUAACGGCUUCAAUGUGGACAGCUCGAUGAUCCAGAGGGCCCUGUACGUCCUGAUCGGUAUCACCAUGAUCGGAGUUCUCUACUUCCUCAUCCGAGCUGUGCGGCUGAAGAGACCCGGCCAGAGGAAGAAGUACGGCCUGCUGUCAAACUACGACGACUCCGUAGAGAUGGAGGCGGUGGAGAGCGACGAGGACGACACGCUGUACGAAGCUCGCAGCCUCCGCAGAUGAGUCCUGUCGGAGUCGAGUCGUCUGUUUACUGCUGGAGUGGACGUCAGCUGAUAUUGAUUAUUGAUCGGACUGAGCAAUGACUGCUGGGACCAAACAGUUAUUGAAGAUAAACGCCAAAGCUGCUCGAGGACCCUGAGCAGGAGAAUCAUUAUUUUUUUCAAGGUGGUAUUGGAUUAAUCGGUGUUUGAGGAGUAUCACAAGGCCAACAGUUUAUUAUUAUUAUUAUUUCUUUUUCUUGCUUUUUCAUUCUGAGCUUUUUCUGCUCUGACUGUGUGCUUUAACUACUGCAGACUGACCCCGGACCAGCUGAUAGACAGCAGCUGAUCAGUCUGAUUGAUCGGGACCCUCUUCACUGCAGAGAUCUGGACUCUGAACACACAUUUAUAGUUAAAUAUGACAAAUUCUAAAAAAUAAAGCAGAAUUUUACUUUUAAGUCUCAUUUUAUUUGGUAAUUUCCUCACAAUGUUACAGUUUCUAGAACGAACGGCUCCAUUUAAAGCCAAAGAAAUCAAUUAUAUAUCAUAAUUCAUUAUUUGAUUUCUGGUUGAACAUUUAGGAAGUUAUUUGAAAUAAAAUAAUCAUCAACAUUUCUGUCUAAUGCUGCUCAUAAAACACCAAAGCUUCACUUUUAUAACAUUUUAUGAAAUGUAUUAAAAGAAUCAUUUAAUUUGUUGACAAA